Messenger RNA from Paramecium sonneborni, 476 nucleotides. Lineage: Eukaryota; Ciliophora; Oligohymenophorea; Peniculida; Parameciidae. The record is from the annotation of a GenBank genome assembly.
CCUAUAUUAAUUAAUUUAAUGUAGAAAAUUCCAGAAAAUAUCGCUGCUUUACAAACAAAUAAAGAGUUAACUUUUAAAGUUCACAUUACCUAUUGUGGUGGAUGAGGAUAUAAACCAUAAUAUAAUCUGGCUGCCUCAUAUAUUAAAUAAUUAUAUCCAAAAGUUCAAGCUUCUGGAAAGGCUAGUGAGAAGGUUACAGGUGAAAUGGAAAUUACUGUAACAAAAAACGAUGGAACUUCCUUGUUAGUUCAUUCCAAAUUGAAUGGAGAUGGACCAUUUAAUAAUUAAUCAGCUUAAAAAGCCUUAGAAAAGUUGAUUGCAUUUGUUGAAAAGUGAUAAAACAGAUGAAAAACAAUAAAUAAAGAAGAAUCAUCAAAAUUUAAAUGAAGAGAUAAAUUCAAAUUUUAAAAAUUCAUCUCUGAUAAAUAAUAUGAUUUUGAUUUUUACUUUUUUAUUUAUUUAAAAUAAGUUUAUAA